Molecule: messenger RNA, 1322 nt
Organism: Saccostrea echinata
Lineage: Eukaryota; Metazoa; Mollusca; Bivalvia; Ostreida; Ostreidae
Product: E3 ubiquitin-protein ligase RNF170-like
Exons: 6
Coding region: 145-909 (254 amino acids)
Molecular function (GO): metal ion binding; ubiquitin protein ligase activity
Source: RefSeq, a predicted model, not a curated record
AUAUUGAAUCAAUUAUGUUUAUAUUUAAAACAGAGGAUUAAGAAGUGGAAAAAUCACCCACAUAUUUAAGGUUCCAAAUUGCGAUUAGCCUUAGCAUUCUUCGGCUACUCAAUCUUCACAUUUGUAACAAACAACGGAUAAAAUAUGUCAUACCUGAGAAGUACACAUUUAAUUGAAGGAGUUGGAGAUGAAGUGUUAUAUGGAAUUGGUGCCUUUUUAGGGAUUCUUGCACCAAUGGUUGUGUACAUCAUAAACAGAAAUUAUGACAAUGUUCAGAAUAUUCAUCCAGACAGUGAGGAAAAUGUUCGAUCCACUCGAGAACAUUUACAAGCCUCUGCUAGGGUCCGUAGCAAUCCAGGAGAAAUUGACUGUCCUGUAUGUUUAGGCAAUACACAUUAUGGAAUAGAAACCAAUUGUGGACAUAUUUUUUGUGGUACCUGUAUCACCACUUACUGGCAGCACGGCACAUGGUUAGGAGCUGUUAGGUGUCCAGUGUGUAGACAACAGGUAACUCUUCUACUCAUUCAUUUCACUGAAGAAGAACAUCUCCAAACAAGUCCAGAGAAGACAGAGAUUCUAAACAAGAUUGCAGACUAUAAUCGACGCUUCUCUGGGGAGCCCAGACCUUUGCUGGAUUAUCUACGAGAUUUACCUACGCUGUUACGUCAUGCCUUAAGGGAAUUCUUCUCUGUUGGAGGUCUAAUAUGUAUGUUCCGUUUGCGCAUUAUAGCGAUUUUCCUAGCAGCAUUAUUCUACUUUAUUUCACCUUUAGACAUUAUCCCAGAAGCUGUGUUUGGAAUUUUGGGAUUUCUAGAUGAUAUAUUUGUACUCCUUUUGUUGGCUAUUUAUAUCAGUAUUUUAUAUAGAAAUUAUGUACAGUCAAGGGCAAAUACCAACACUGCAAGUUAAACAAACAAAGAUAGACAAUACUUAUUAACAAUGUAAAGUUUCAUUAUGAUUUGUACUUUUGUCCAUGUAAGUUUAUCAUCCCAUUUUUUCAACUUGUUUGCUCUUUUAAUAUACAUGCAUGUAAUUUGUCCUAUCCUGUUUACCAAGAUGUAAAAUUCCUAAGUACCGUAUAUACUCGCCUAUAAGUCGGUUUUUUGGGAGUUAAACUUUGGUCCAAAACUCUUUAUCCGACUUAUAUGCGAGUUAUAAAAAGAUUGGUAUUUUAGCAGGUCAAUCCCUCUAAUUUAAGCUUAAAAAAUACAACCGACUUAUAGGCGGACCGACUUAUAGGCGAGUAUAUACGGUAAGCUAAGCAGUGCAAAAAUGUUUUUGAUGCUAAUUAAGAGAGAGGAUAAAUAAAUCAUUUACAUGUA